AUGUUCUAAACUUAUGGAAACAAAUAAAAUAUAUAGAAUAAUUAUACAAGUAGAAGAAGGACUUUUUUUAUAUAUUUUAUAAUUAUUCAUGAGAACUAGUUCCUUUGUCCCAACAUUAUUAUGAAAAACUUCGAAAGUUAGGAUGGACCAUGAAUCGAGAGAGUAAUAUCAAUCAACAUUACGCCUUUUCUCAUCAAUUUAAGUGUUGUAGAAAUUGACUCAAAGCCUAUUCUAACAACAAUUUCUUGCUUAUUAUUUCAACGAUAAAAUCUAUUCACCUUGUUGAGGUUGGACUAACUUAAUUAUUCAACUAAACUAAUAUAAUUUCGAAUAAAGUAAUCAAUCCAGAUGAACAAUAAUUCAACAUUAUUUUUAAGAAAAAAGUAUAUAAAAUAAUUUAGUAUUCUAGAUUCUCCUUCAUUUUACUUAAAUUUAAUUAAUGGAGUAACAAAUAGACUGACAAUUAAGAAGUUGUACAUCUGAAUCAUGCUUGCACACUUUUAAUUUUGGUAGAGGUACAAUAUUAAAGAGGAUAAAAUGGCAUUUGUUUAGGAUAUUGAUCAUUAAUAGAAAAUUU
Paramecium octaurelia is the source of this 577-nucleotide messenger RNA. The record is from the annotation of a GenBank genome assembly. Lineage: Eukaryota; Ciliophora; Oligohymenophorea; Peniculida; Parameciidae.